Molecule: messenger RNA, 4257 nt
Organism: Hypanus sabinus (Atlantic stingray)
Lineage: Eukaryota; Metazoa; Chordata; Chondrichthyes; Myliobatiformes; Dasyatidae
Gene: n4bp1
Product: nedd4 binding protein 1
Exons: 7
Coding region: 107-2719 (870 amino acids)
Biological process (GO): negative regulation of protein ubiquitination; negative regulation of proteasomal ubiquitin-dependent protein catabolic process
Cellular component (GO): PML body; nucleus
Molecular function (GO): RNA binding
Source: RefSeq, a predicted model, not a curated record
GCCAAUGCCCCGGGCGGUCUGGUUUCCCCCCCACCUCCUGUGUUGAGGUGGAUUCGCGAUGUCGGAGAGCGGAGAGCGAGUGCGGCCCUGGUCACGGUAGUGCUUCAUGGCCACCAGUAACUACACCGAGCGACUCCUCAUGGCUGGAGUGGCGACUUCGAGCCGUCAUGUGGCUCAAAACCAGCCGUACAGGGUCGGUCCUUCCGGAGCCUCGGACGUAAUUCCCCGCCGAUGCCAGGCUCAGGACAUCGGCCAGGUCGGGGCCCAGGUUAGCGAUGAGUUCGCCGUAUCCAGAGACAAACAGAUUUACCUGGAGAACAACAAAGAUGCGAUUCAGGAGCUCUUCCAGGUUGUCCUGACCAUCUUGGCGCCGACGCUAAUGGCACGAUACUUACCGGAGUCGGUUGACUCUCAGCAGAUCUGGGCCCAACUAAAGGGGACUCAGGAGCAUGUGAGGAAAGCGAAGGAAUAUAUCAAGGGCAUUUGUAAUCCAGAGCUUCAUCAAAUUGAGUGUUAUCCAAAGGAUAUGCAUUGCAUUUUUGCAGGAGCCAGGGGCUUGUUUCUCAAGAGUCUUAUACAAGACACUUGUGCUGACAUCUCCAUGAAAAGUGCUGGAGUGAUUGCCAUUUAUGGAUGUGCCGAGGCAGUGAUAAUGGCAAAAACUCGAAUACAGCAGUUUGUGAAGCUUUUUAGAGAUAAUCAAUGUUUACCACCCAGAAGGGAAUCUAGCAUUAAAAGAAAGUUCAAACUUUUUGUAGAAUUACAUGCUGAUAAAUACACAAUGGAUUUGCUGCUCUUGCCAAGUUCAGUACAAGAGGAGCUACUGAAUCUUACUCAAGAAGUACUUCAUCUUAAAACAUGUAUAGAUCUUACUUUGGAUACUGAUCAUUCCCAACCUGUUGUCCACGAUGGAGUGGAUUCUUCUCUAGAGACACAACUUCCAGAGGAAAAAUGCAAUGAUCUGCCAUCUUUUGAAGAAAUUAGAAAACAGGCUGGAACACCUGUAUCUGAACUAGCUCACCAAAUGGACACAGUGCUUACACAAGAUACACAACAGUCAGGAAGAGAAACAGAAAUAUCUCGUGAGGAGACAUCAGUGGUUAAGGAAAGACAGUCAUGCAAAAGAAGAUCAUCUGCUAGUGAAGACAGACAUACAAAACGGCAGUUUUCUGGUGAUAUUGAAGAGUUCAUUGCAAUUAAUGCUACAGCAAAAUCACCUUGCAUUGAUUUGGUCACUGAUACUGAUGAUGUAUUGAUUCAUCCCUUAAGUGGACAGCAAGAUAAUCAAAUUGAGGAAGACUCUAUCACUGCUACUUCAGAAAAGGAGUUCAGAAUGCUAAUGGAGUUUUUUACAUCAAUGGGUUAUUCCAUUGAUAUUGUUAAAAAAGUCAUUAAGGAAAUGGGAGAGACUGAGGAACCUAUGGAACUGCUAAAGAAAAUUGUUGAAGAAAGUAACCGUUUGGAAAAAGAGCAGGCUAGUGAGAUGGAUCAAACAUCUGUUCCAAAUAACACUCGUGAAAGGCUAAUGAAUGAAGCAAGGGAUUCAUACAUGAAGAAACUUGAAGAUUGUACCAUUGGAACUGCUGAAGAAAAACCGAGAAAGCAAAUAUCUGCUUCAAGCACCAGUUCUUUUCCACAGAGAAGUGAGUUACUUAAAGAAAAUUUCCAUUCUGAAGAUGUAGCAUUGAUUGGUAAUGCACAGAAUAACAAAGACAAAGUCUUAAAGCAGCCUGCACUCAGACCAACUAAAGGCGCUGAAGGUUUUUGCUCAGCUAAGCUUUGGACCAGUGACUUGACUAAUGAGAGAAUGAUAAAUGAAAAUGAUAUUGUAGCAAGAGGAAGUUCUGAACAGACUAAUUUGCCUGUUAAUUGUGUUGUGCCUUCUAAUCAACAAGUAAGAGCUUCAGUAACUGGAGCUCAACGUUUCCAUGACUUAAUUAAAGGGCCUUACAAACUAAACCUAACAAACGCUCCUGGGAAUCAAAAUUUAAAACAUAUCGUAAUUGAUGGAAGUAAUGUUGCAAUGUCACAUGGAAUGAAAAAAGUAUUUUCCUGUCGUGGUAUUGCUAUUGCAGUGGAGUAUUUUUGGAAUCGUGGUCACCGAAAAAUAACUGCCUUUGUUCCUCAGUGGCGAACCAAACGUGAUGCCAGAAUCACAGAGCAGCAUUUUUUAAAUGAACUUGAAGAACUCGGUGUACUUUCCUUCACACCGGCUCGAAGUGUGUGUGGUACAAGAAUUGCAUCGCAUGAUGACAGGUUUUUAUUGCAUCUUGCUGAGAAAACAGGAGGAAUUAUUGUCACUAAUGACAACCUGAAAGAAUUUGUGCAUGAGUCUGCGGCCUGGAAAUCAAUAAUUCAAGAAAGAUUACUACAGUAUACAUUUGUUGGAGACAUAUUUAUGAUACCUGAUGAUCCCCUUGGAAGGAAUGGACCCAGACUGGACAUAUUUCUGCAAGCAGAGACUUCCAGGACUUUUCCAAAUGCAGUGGUUAAUCAAAGUGUGCCGAUUGCAACACCACCUGUUAAUUACCCUCCACACUUGGAGCAACCUGUGAUUCCCCAUUUGCGAUCAAAAGAAGAGACUGAACAACUGAAACAAGAAUUGUUCAAGAUCUUUCCAGAUUUUACCCAAAGAGAGAAAAUUGAUCGAAUUCUUUCAGCAAAUCCACUCAUGAGAGACCCCAAUGCACUAUCUGCAUUGGUGCUGGAUCAUGAGUAAUUUGCUGUAUUUGCUUGUUGAAAUGUUUGUUAAAACAUAAAUUUUAAUUUUUCUAAAGUGAAAUUUGAACUCAACACCUAAACUAUAUAUCCUAUUCCUUUGUAACAUAAUAACUUGUUUCAGAAUUGAAGCAGUGCCUGGUUUUGAAUGAAAAUAUUUUUUAUUCAAAGACUGGAGCCCUUCUACAUCAGGAACAACUGCUGUAUCUAUCACAUUGAAUAUAUUUUUGGCUUCCAUCUUAUUUUCCUAUAACAGCUACAAAGAAUGCUGAGUCAAUAGUAUUUGUUUCUAUUUGUGUCCUUUCAGUUGAGAGAGCACAAAGUAAGAAUGGAAUUUAAAAGCCUCAUCAUUUGUACUGGUACCUUAUUUAGUGCUCCAAGUUUUCCAAAUGUGAGGGUAUGGAUUUCCAGCAAAAAAAGGGACAUUGUAGCAUUAUAUACGUGUGUGUGUAUGUGUGCCUAUAGAUAUAUCUAUAUAUAUAUAUAGGCAGAUGUGUUACUGACAGUGCUGCUAUGCCAGGAUUCUGGCAUCAUUCCCUGCCUUCUCCACUGCAGUCACUACCGUUCUGGAAACCUUCAUAAAUAUAAUAGUGAAUCGCUUCUUGGCUAGGCGUGGGCAGGCGACCUCUGUGGGCUGGUGGGGUUGUCUACAGUGAGUGAUGCACCACUCAUUGCUGAGACUUUGAAGCUCAAGAUUGCACAGCGAGUAUGGGGCGUUGUUGCCAAAAAUGUAACACCUGCCUUCACUGGUGUCAGGCCUCCCAAAUCACUGUUUAUUGGAUCUAAUGGAAACUGCUGUUGUCUCCUCUGUACUUGGUGGCACAACCCUCUCCAGCCUGGAAAAUUCCCUAAUCUCAACUGAGGCACGUUUUCACAUUUGAGAAGGGGUGGAGAUGACACUAAAUGUGAGCCGUCUGCCUACAAAAUAGGCAGCUUCUAUCAGUUCCCAACGAUCUUACCUAAAUUUACCUUUCCAGCCAGUGCAAAGACCCAUUCUUAGCCCUAAGUGGCUUCAUAACCUGUCCUAUCCUGUUCAGUACCAUCCCUCAUAGGCUGUCUCUCCACGCUAAGGCAUGGGGUGAUUUGUUGCUCAAUCCGUGCAGCUUCCCUGCACAGCAGCUCACAGUAAGAGCAGAGACUUUGUGAACAUUCAGACUGGAGCAGUGAGUGCUUAAAUUGCAUCAGUGAGGUACCAGUAUAACCUUUAUUUUUGUAAAAUGUACAUGUUCUGGAACAUACAAAAAGAUUUGUAAACUUGCCAGUGUAUAAACUGGGAGAUUUUUAUUUAUUUACUGGCUAUAGAUAGCAUGUAAAUAGCAUGAAAAUCAAUUAUAUAUUUUUGACAAAUGUAACUGUAAAUUUUGAAAAAUUGUUCAUGGUUUAGAGGACAAACUUGUAACUUUCCUGAGAUUGUAUUUUGUCAAGCCAAAACUAGUUUGUAAAGCUGUUGAUGUAAGAGUUAAACAGAUAUGCUCAAAAUACUUCAGUUGAUCACUACUGAAUAACCUGCUGUUUGAUUAAAGUCUUUCUUUGAUUUUG